Molecule: messenger RNA, 2004 nt
Organism: Trematomus bernacchii (emerald rockcod)
Lineage: Eukaryota; Metazoa; Chordata; Actinopteri; Perciformes; Nototheniidae
Product: kielin/chordin-like protein
Exons: 12
Coding region: 16-1746 (576 amino acids)
Source: RefSeq, a predicted model, not a curated record
GAGAAGUUUUCAGGAAUGUUUGCGUCAGUCUUUAGAGGCUGGACGAGCAGAAACAGCAUAAAAACAGACAGAGCGAGACACAGCGCCACAUCAGAGCUGCACCUGCAGGACCAGGACCUUAACAGAAGCAUCAGCUGCCCCGGACCUCCAGGACCAGGACCUAAACAGAAGCAUCAGCUGCCCCGGACCUCCAGGACCUCCAGACGAGUCAUGAAGCUGCUCCUCCUGCUGGCAGUUGCUGCCAGCCAGAUGGAGCUCUCUGCCUCUCAGGAGGUCACUCUGAAUGCUCCUGGUGGAAACCUCAACAUCAGCACCAUGCCCAUCACUUUCUAUGGAAAAACAUACACAUGGUUACACGUCAAGAUGGGCAAUAAGGAUGAAGUUUGUUUAAAAAAUGACCCAUCUGAGGACGACAUUGACUGUGUGGUGACCAACGAGGGGGUGGCUUCAGACAAAAUGGUCUACAGUAUAACACAUGGAUCAUUUGGCUCUUCUCUUGUUAACAUCAAAACCCAGGCACAGGGUCUCGUUGAUCUCCUGUUCUAUAAUGGUGCUACACAGAAUAUGUUUUGGGAAUUCUACAAUUAUGGUUUGCAAGCUGCUUGCAGGACAUAUCUUCCUGCUCGCCGUCCAUUUUCUGCUAGUUUAAACAUUUCUACAACAGUCGGUGGCACAGUGAUGGAUACCUGGGAGCCUCCUGCAGGAACAUCUACUCUUCGAGACCUGAGUGGAUGCAGAGGCUCAGGUGGCGCUGUAAUGCCGGGUUCAGAGAUGCCCAGCGCAGAGCCCUGCUCUGUUGAACUCUGUUCUCUGUCUGCAGUCCUCUCUAAUGUCACUGCAUGUGGGCCCGAGGAGGUUUGCCAAGCGGACAACACGUGCGCUGAGGUUCCUAAGGCCCCGGUGGUGUGCACGGUGACGGGCUCCACGGUGAUCGGUUUCCACGGAGCAGUGCACUCUGUCCAGGAUCGCUGUGCCUACAGUCUGAUGGAGCCUGAAGGCAGCGCCAGCUUCAACCUCAUGGCCGCUUUCAGGGAGCGCCGGCGUACAGAUGUUCCUCUUCUGGACCACCUGAUCCUGUCGCUGCCAGGUGUGACCAUGUAUCUGGAGCAAGGAGGAAGAGUUCGGGUUGGUGGUGAAGCCCUGGUGCUCAGCAGCACAGCUCAGCUGAUGCACGGCGUGGAGCUCUCCAAGGACCAGACUGGAGUCACUGCUAAGUUCCCGUCCUCCAACAUGACUCUCUUCUUUGAUGGCAACAGCGCACAUGUGACAGGACUUCCUGAAGCUGUAGAGGGUUUGUGUGGCAGCCCCUCCAACUCCAGCUGGACCACCACCCCGACUGCAGAGAAGUCCUCUAUCAGCCUCCCUGGCUGUGAGAUUCAAUACCAGGACUCAGUCGACAGCGCCAUCAACUGCAACCGCUCCACCGACCACUGUAAUCUCAUGAGGCAGCCUCCCUUCUCCGCCUGUCACGAGCACACCGACCCAGAGCCGUACAUCAGCGCCUGCACACACACUCUGUGCAGAUACCCGUCAGUGGAUGGGGUCGACUGCCACUUUUUGGAGGCUUACGCCAAGGCCUGCAGCCUGGAAGCCAACGUGACCCUGGAGGACUGGAGGUCAACUUCUGGCUGCUGUAAGACCCUCUUUCACUUGAAUAUUCACAGUCGUUGUGGUUUAAUACACAACUGGAAGUCCCUGUGUUUGUAUAGUAGCCUGAGUAUGGUCACAUAUACAGGAUAUAUGUAAUAUGGAUAGUGUGCAGUGUUUGAUUCCACUUCAUUCUAGGUUUAUUACUUCAUUCCUAGUAAUAGUUUGUAUAAUCAUUGUUAUUAGUGAUAUUAUUAUGAUAACUAUUUAAAACUGUGUAUGAAGGAAAAAAGGGAAAUUACAGUAAAUAUAAUAAAAGCAUAGAUUUUGUAAAAUGUAUUAUUUUCAUUUAAUUUUAAAUAUUUUAAACUCGUCUAACUGUCAUAGUUGGCUCCUCAUGUUGGAUGUUGUAUUACG